AGUGCGCCCAUCAUCCAGCAGCAGCAGCAGCAGCAGCAGCCGCAGGUCCGGCCAGAGCAGCAGCAGCAGAACUGAUUCUCGGAUCAGACACAGCAGAGCCCAGCAGAGAAGGAAGAAUGGAGUUCAGAGCUCAGAGCUCAGAGCGCAGAGGCCGAACGAACCGAAGUCGAUAUUAGAAGUAACAGGGGAGGGGGCGGUGCGCUCAGAAUCUACUGAUCUGGCAUUCUCGUUAAGGGAUGAUCGGGAACUGGGACGACGUGGUGGAUGGUGGCGAGCGCCUGAUCUGGCUUCGUGCCGAGUCCUGAGGGGGGGUCUUGUUGUCGGAGCGAGAGAGAGAGGGGGGAGGGGAUUGCUGCUGUCGUUGCGUCGUGGAAGACGGGGGGAGGGGGCGGGUGCGGGGGCGGAGCGGGGAGUUCCUGCCAUUUGGGGGCUCCUGGUGCAUGGAGGAGGGGCGAAGCUUAUUUGUUACGGACCGCUGUUGGUGUAGGGAGGUUCUUGUUGUUUCUGGUGCCAAUGUGGAGGAUCGGGGAGUGAUGGGGGAGAUGGGAGAGGGGAAGAGAGAGAAACGAGGGACAGCAGACACGGGGAACGAGACGCACUACCGAUGAUGGAGUUGAUUUGAGCCCGAGGCGGUGGCCGGUGGAGGAGAGCAAUUGACGGGAAGGGAAGGGAGGCAGGACGGAGGUGGACGACGAGCUUGGAGAGACGGGGCGAAUGGAAACGAACCGAGAUCGAUUGGAGCAAUCUGCUUGGAAGCAUGCAGGGAGAGAAUGAGAAUCGGACACCUAGAUCGAGAGAGUGAGAUAGCGAGCGGCAGUGCAGUGCAGUCCAGUUCAGUUCAGCUCGGCUCAGCUCAGCUUUGCUCUGCUCUUCUAUUAUCGUGGGACCUUGGCUGGGCCACCAACUGGACUGGAUUGACUACGAAGCGAAUGAUCUGACGAAUCUGCCUGCUGCUAGCUCGGUCGACCAAGUCGCCGAAGACGGCCUGGAGAGGAGAGAAUUUGCGAUUUCAGCUCUCGUCCGCACCGUCAUUCGAAGAGUGUGGACUGGAUUCGUCGCUGUAUGGAGAGGGAAUACCUUUUCUCACGCCGCGUGAAUCCAUACCUCCGUCGCUCAGGAAGACGUCGAGCACGGCCUCGACCAGUCCCGCCGAGCCGCUGCUUCCGCGAACAUUGUCCAUGCCUGGCAUGACGAAUGAAGCCUCCAGGCCUGAGACGUAUGUCGAUGAAGCCGGAAUACUGUCCUUCAGCCAGAGGCAGGAGAAUCUCGAGGCCGACACAACCAAGUACUACGAACUGAUGCACGAUUUUGAGCCGCAUUCGUCCUUGCACCACCACGGGCACGUCAAGAGGAAAGCAGCUCCAAAAGCCUCGCAUCUCUCGAGCGCAAUGGUUGCAGACGAUGGGACGGGAGAGAAUCUUAUGGCAUUCCUCGCAGGCAUGCCAGCAGGCGAUGAGGAUUCGGUAAUCCUCAACAACAGCCGCUUCAGGGACCCCGCCGUGCGCCAGAGGAGCUCGGCGUUGAAGCACUCGUCGUCGUCGUCGUCGUCGGGGGCGGCGAGUGCGCACCACCACCACCACCACCACCAUUCGAAGAGCGUCCAUGCUUCCGCGGAGGGCGAUCACAAUCGAUCACUCGCCCAGGGGGAGCACAGGCCAAUUCUGAGAGCGAUCGCCGAAGAGCGCGAGGGCCAGCAGCAGCAGCAGCAGCAGCCACAGGAGGAAGUGGCUUCUUAUCUGGCUGGCAAGUCCAUGGCAGAGGUGUACGCUCACCUCAAGUCCAAAGCGAGCGUCUCGGAAAUUGAAGAAGUGCCGGACGAGGCAGGCAAUCCCAAGCCUCCUCCGAAAUCGGUGCCACACCAUCACCGCUCCGGGAGAGAGGUCCUGGUGGACCCUGCGUCGAGCUCAGCUGCAGCAGCUGAAGCAACGACAUCGAACGCGGCGAAGGAGGGCAAGAGUGCCAACAAGCCGCCGUCGGGGCGCCCUGCGCUGAGCCCUCGGAUUGCGCGGCAGGAGUCGGCCGAUUCGCAAGCCGAUCUGCAGGCCGGAGGCUCGUCCGAGGCGCGCAAGCGAUGGCGGCGUGUCAGCAACACGCUCACCUUCGCUCGACGCUUGUCGAGCGUGCGAGACUCGGCCAGCGAUUUUCUGGAGCACACGAGCCCGGACCCUCUGGCGGUCGAUUUCCAUGUGCGCAGCGAUGCUGGUCGCGCCGGCGCCGCGGCCUUCGAAGGCGCCCGGACCCGCGCGCUCGGGGGCCGCGCCCGCGCCAAGGGCCGUCAAGGCAUGGAGGGCAUGCUCGUGCAGCAAGACAAAGGCGUCGUCGCCCUCGUCAAAGACUUCUACGUGGCCUGUUUGAAGAUGCCCAUGGCGCAUUUUUUGGUUGGAUUAUUUCUUGCACCGAUCGCUCUGGGCUUGGUGUUCACUCCGCUCUACCUCUUCGACAAGGCGGGGCUGGAAGUCGAUGGCCGCCCGCUCACCGAGGACACACCGAUCGUCGGUCGAGUGGCAGCUGCGAAACAAAAGGUUUCGGCGCUUUUGAAUGUAUUUCUAUAUGCUCUCUCACUAAUUACUUCCUAUGGGGGUUCCCCUGUUAAUGCCACUUCGCCCUACUGCCUCGUCGUUGCUAAUGUCAACACUCUGAUGGGCAAUUUUUUAUUUGUGUUCCUCAGCGGAGCAGUUUUUGCACGCAUGUCACAACCGUCACAUCCAGUGCGAUGUUCAAAGAAAGCUAUAAUUCGGAUCGAUGAUUUCUCCAUACCUCUGGACGAACUCAAGGAGAAAUUCAGGGUUUUUGCUGUGAGGUUGGUCCUGACCGGGCCGCCUCCGUGCGAGCUGGUGGGUGCGAAAAUAUGUCUGACUUUCCGAAUCUUUAUCAAACUUCCGUCGGGGUCGAUGUUCUGCACCACACAAGACUUGGAACUUGUUCGACCCGAGGUGCCUUACCUCCGAUACGGAAUCAUGGUUCGGCAUAUCAUCGAUAAAAGAAGUCCUCUCUACGGACAUUCUAUGGAGUCCCUCUCAGAUGGGGACGCUUCAUUCUCGCUGACCAUUUCGGGGCAGGAGAGAACCUCGAUGCAGCCUAUUUUUCACUUGGAGGACUAUUUUGUGUGCGAUGGGGACGUGGCCUGGGACGGUGAUUACGUCGAUUUCAUUCACAUCAAUACCGAAGGCCAGAGGGUUCUUGACCAUUCGAAGAUCGACGAAAUACACGUCUCCAAGGAAACCAAGUUUGGCUGCGGAGGUACUCCCCAACCACAGAAGAGCCCCGAGAGGGAGAGAGAGAAGGAGAAAGAGAAAGCCAAGGAUGCGACGAAGGGAUGGUCGGCGAGUGCACUUCGUGGGCGCAAAAUAUGGAGCUCGAAAUCAACUUCAUUCACGCGAGCAGAUUGGUGACAAGGCUGACGCUCCAUUCGGCACGAGCUCCAGCCCGUAGAUUGGCGAUCGGGGGCUAAAUCAGGCAUCGUGGUUAUGUAGCAUCCCCCAGCUAUAGAAGCCCGACCAUUUUUCUAUCCACGAACUGCUGUGAAAAAUGAGUGUAAAUUUUCUUAAUCUAUACAUGUACAAUCAAUCAAGCGCAGACUCUCUCUGCAAAUUUUGAAUGAUAAAAGCCGAAUCGACUUCCCUAGUCUUAGGUCCAGUAGACAUGAACCUCCUCCAGCUACUUCUCCCGCGAGCUGCCGCGACCUGUGUCUGAUGGCGCCGUGGUUCAGACCAGAGAGAGGGAGAGAGAGUUCUCUCGGAGGCUCAUCAAUCAGCAGUAGGGAGCAGAAGUGCCUCUUCAUUCCUGUCUCAUGUGAAAUGUUUGUGUAAGCUCGAAGAGUUUAAAGGGAGCACAAGCCGGAUUAUACGGCAGGCUUCACUCUACCACA
Marchantia polymorpha subsp. ruderalis is the source of this 3868-nucleotide messenger RNA. The record is from the annotation of a GenBank genome assembly. Lineage: Eukaryota; Viridiplantae; Streptophyta; Marchantiopsida; Marchantiales; Marchantiaceae.